Manihot esculenta (cassava) is the source of this 1329-nucleotide messenger RNA. RefSeq names its product RHOMBOID-like protein 12, mitochondrial. The coding region runs from base 120 to 1160 and encodes 346 amino acids. Gene Ontology annotation, cellular component: membrane. Gene Ontology annotation, molecular function: serine-type endopeptidase activity. NCBI's taxonomy places the organism in Eukaryota, Viridiplantae, Streptophyta, Magnoliopsida, Malpighiales, Euphorbiaceae. The transcript is spliced from 8 exons. The record is from RefSeq and is a predicted model, not a curated record.
GUGCCGAAGGAGUAAUUGCCGAUCCUUAGUCGUGUAGUUGAUUGAUGUUCUACAAGCCAAAAAUUUCCUUUUAAACCUCUCAAACACUCAAAUCCCUAGCUCUCUAAGGCAAAAACAAAAUGCAGAGGCUUCUGUCUCUCAAACAUGCCUCAUCAAGUUUCUCUAAAAAGCUCCCCUUUACAAAUUCUUCACUUUCACCUUCUCGUCCUUAUUACAAUGCCUUCAAUUCUCUUGAUAAACCAACUCACCAUAGCUGCCAGCAACAAAAUUACAUCUUUGGCUUUUCUCAAGUAAACCCAACUUACCAUUUUCUUUCAAGCCAACCCCACCACACUCUUUCCCGGAUAGUUCAUGGCUUUCUGUCAAAUCCAUUGCUUUCGAAGCAGUUUGCGUCUAAUUUAUCUACAGCACAUUUCAAGUUCUCAAGCAAAGGACUCGCACAUUAUAAAUUUGGGGGCUCCAGUGCUCGGUUUGUUAGAAGAUAUUCUGGGUUCAAUCAAGGUUUUGGUUCAUAUCGACGUAGCUGGAGAUCAUGGUUCUAUCAGUUAUCAGCUAACGACAUGGUUUUAGGUUUGAUCUUAGCCAAUGUUGCUGUCUUUAUGUUAUGGCGGGUUGCUGAUAGAAAAUUUAUGGCAAACAACUUUAUGAUUUCCUUGGACAAUUUCAAAAGCGGACGUCUUCACACGCUGAUUACUUCUGCAUUCAGUCAUAUUGAUGCUGAGCACAUCAUUUCCAACAUGAUUGGACUUUACUUCUUUGGGGUGAAUAUUGGAAGAACUUUUGGACCUGAUUACUUGUUAAAGUUAUAUGUAGCUGGGGCAAUUGGUGGGUCACUGUUCUACUUGGUACACCAUGCCUUUAUGGCCUUAUCAACAAAGGGACAAGGAAUGUGGAUGAAAGACACUUCAAGAACUCCAGGAUUGGGGGCUAGUGGGGCCGUCAAUGCUAUAAUGCUGCUGGAUAUAUUCUUGAAUCCAAGAUCAACUCUUUACUUAGAUUUUUUUAUACCAGUUCCUGCCAUCUUACUGGGAAUCUUUUUAAUUGGGAAAGAUGUAAUGAGGAUAUUAGAGGGAAAUAGUAAUAUUUCAGGUUCAGCACACUUGGGGGGUGCUGCAGUUGCAGCCAUAGCAUAUGCUCGAAUUAGGAAGGGACGUUUUUGAGCUGUUUCAUUAUUCAGUUUAGUACAAGAUAUUUGCUUGGCUCAAUUGUAGAUGUGAGUUAGAAAACCAAGAAUACUCUUGGGCCGAUUUGGUUCAUAUAUUGAAAUGAAGAUCAAUGUUGGAAUAAGAAUUUAGUAGAAUCAAAAUCAGAAUGGUGAUUUUUCAUUUA